This is a messenger RNA of Tribolium castaneum (red flour beetle), 1641 nucleotides long. Its product is annotated as small glutamine-rich tetratricopeptide repeat-containing protein alpha. Lineage: Eukaryota; Metazoa; Arthropoda; Insecta; Coleoptera; Tenebrionidae. Gene Ontology annotation, molecular function: protein binding; molecular adaptor activity. Gene Ontology annotation, cellular component: TRC complex; membrane. The transcript has 7 exons. The record is from RefSeq and is a predicted model, not a curated record. Gene Ontology annotation, biological process: post-translational protein targeting to endoplasmic reticulum membrane. The coding region runs from base 267 to 1196 and encodes 309 amino acids.
CUACGUGUCUUUGGUCGGUAUAUCAGAGUCCCAUCUUGCCGUCAAUUACAAGACGAGAAGUUCUUAACCUCAACAAAAUUUCUAAAAAUUAAUUCCAACAAUUUCCCCCAAUUUAAUGUAGAAAUCGGCGCCUGCCUUUGCCUUGAAUUUCUCUUUAUUUUUGCAGCGUUCCGUUGAAAACCUGCUUUUCGUAUUUCCUUGCCUUUUUUGCUCCCUAUUUUGCAACACGUCGCCUAUAACCAUUUUCACUCCAUUCCUUUUCCAAAAUGGAAAAUUCAAAUCUACGCAAAAAGACUCUAAUCUUCAACGUCCUGGACUUCUUAUCAGGUGAGGUCGGCGCUUCCGACCUCUCCGAGGAACGAAAGGAAUCAAUUGAGGUGGCAAUUCAGUGUCUAGAAACCGCUUACGAAAUUUCAAGCGACGAUCGCCAAAAUUUAAAAAAAGUUGAUCUCCUCGCUCAAAUCCGACUGAACGAUGCGGGGGUCCAACAAGAGCAGGCCCUCGAGGCGGAGCGCCAGAAAAAUUUGGGCAACACAGCGAUGAAAAACGGCGAAUAUGAGGAGGCUGUGCGUUACUACUCAAUGGCUAUCGAGGCAAACCCCACCAACCCGGUGUACUUUUGCAACAGGGCCGCGGCCUACAGCCGCUUAGAGAACAAUGAAGAGGCUAUCAAAGACUGCAAACAGGCCCUGGUUCUCGACCCGACUUACGGCAAAGCCUACGGUAGACUGGGCAUUGCCUAUUCGAACUUAAACCAAUGGGCCGAUGCUGUGCGUGCUUACGAGUCCUCCCUCAAAUAUGACCCCCACAACGCCAGUUACCAAACCAACCUUACUCUAGCCCGCGAACGCCUGUUCGAGUCGAUGGUUCCAGAAAAUGCAGCACCUCCACAACACCGCCCACUUGACAUCACGCAGUUCAUUAACAACGAGCAAUUUUUGACCAUGGCGCGGGAAAUGAUGGCCAAUCCCGACUUCCAAAAUAUAAUGUCUGGCAUUAUGGCAAUGAGCCAAUCGGGGGAUACCAACUUUGAGGCUCUUUUUCAAGCGGGGCAGAACUUGGCCAGCAGGAUGCAAGACCAGGAUCCCCGGUUUGUUGAAAAUUUGCGGAGGCACUUCGACCCUAACAACGCCCCCGCCCCUGGACCAGACCCCCCGAAGCGCAACGAUGAGGGGUCAAGUAGAGACGGGCAAUAGUGUAUAGGGCAAUUAAUUCAAAUUACUUGAUUUUUCCUUCCACAAUCACAAUGUGUCUCGAAAUCGUGUAAUUUUUAUCAAUCUUUAUUUGACUAGGUCUGUGGUAAGGGAUAAUGGACAGUCAUUCAGUUGUGUUUCGAUAUUGUUGUCAAUCUCAUAAAAAUAAUAAGAGUGUAACUGAGUAGGGGAUAUUGUUGGGUGAAACAAAGACUGUCACCUUUGUUUUAUGGCAUAAUUUUUUUUAUUUAAAUUGUUGACAAUGUUUGUGAAUUUUAUUUCGCUGAAAAAAGUUUUUUCUUCUUAGUGUGCUGAUUUAAAUAUUUUUAUUGGUUUUGAGGGUAGAAAUGUUCGUAAACGUAUAAUUUGUUCUUAUGUUGUUUAUUGUAAAGUUCACAUUAAAUUUUUUUUGUUAAUACCAGUUAUUUAAUAGACCAAUUUAAACGAA